Messenger RNA from Lutra lutra (Eurasian river otter), 611 nucleotides. RefSeq names its product serine/arginine repetitive matrix protein 3-like. Lineage: Eukaryota; Metazoa; Chordata; Mammalia; Carnivora; Mustelidae. The record is from RefSeq and is a predicted model, not a curated record. Bases 78 to 542 code for a protein of 154 amino acids. The transcript is spliced from 2 exons.
CCCCGGCUUGUGCGCGCGCGCUCUCUAAUAAAAACAAAUCUUAAAAAAAAACGAGGGAUUUAGUGCACUUGUUACGUAUGAAGCGUCCUAUCAAGUGUGAUACCGCGUGUCCCAGGAGCACGAGGUACCGCGAGCCUCUGCAUAUCCCUGGAACACAGCGCAAGUUUGUGAGUGAGUUUUCGGGGAAAACUAAGAGAGCGGGGUUUCCGGCUUCGAGCCGAGAGGCCGCCGCGUCCGGGGGAAGGCGGAGGCGCCGACGCUGCCCAGGACAAGACUCCGGGAUCCGCACCUACGGAACCCCAGGCCGGGCGGGGGAGGAGCCUGAGCCGGGAGCGGCCGCACCGGGAGGGGAAUCCCCGGAGCCCAGAGGAGCGGGCGCGGCCGGCUGGCGAGGGGGGCGGGCCCACGCCCCGAGAGCGGGAGAGGCGGCCGGCGCCCGGACUCAAGCCGCCUUCCCCCCGGCGCCCGCCAGCAAGGCGCGCCGCCCGCCCCGAGAGGGGAGGCCGCGGAGGGCCCACCCCCGGCCCGCGCCGCCCCCGUGACCCGCCCCCCAGCGCCGGCGCCGCCCCGGCCGAGACCCCGGGUCUUGACAGACGGCGCCGGCGAGGGGC